Papaver somniferum (opium poppy) is the source of this 615-nucleotide messenger RNA. RefSeq lists its product as uncharacterized. The transcript is spliced from 2 exons. Lineage: Eukaryota; Viridiplantae; Streptophyta; Magnoliopsida; Ranunculales; Papaveraceae. The record is from RefSeq and is a predicted model, not a curated record. Bases 1 to 615 code for a protein of 204 amino acids.
AUGACGAAAUAUGAAAUGAGUGACAUAGGUUUUCUCAAGUACUUCCUUGGUAUUGAAGUUCACCAAAGUGAAGAUGGAGUGUUCAUUUCUCAAAGCAAGUAUGCCGAAAAAGUGUUGGAGAAGUUUGGUAUGCUUGGUUGUAAUCCUACAUCAACACCACUCAUAGUAAAUGAGAAACUCAAGAAGGAUGACGGAGGAAGAAAAAUUGAUGAGACUUACUAUAGAGGUCUUAUUGGAAACUUGUUGUAUCUUACACGCACAAGGACAGAUAUUAUGUUUGCUUCAAGUAUGCUUUCUAGGUUCAAGAGUUCACCUAGUCAUCUACAUCUUGGCGCGGCAAAGAGGUUGUUAAGUGACUUGGGAGGUUAUAUUGAUGACAUGAAGAGUACAUCGGGGUAUGUUUUUUCUCUUGGUUCGGGUAUAUUUUCUUGGGCAUCGAAGAAGCAACAAACCGCAGCUCAAUCUACAAUGGAAGCGGAGUACAUUUCGGCAUCAAUAGCUACAUCUCAUGUCGUAUGGAUAAGAAGAAUUUUGGAAGAUAUCCAAGAGAAGCAAGAUGGUAGAACUGAAUUUUUUUGCGAUAACAAAUCAGCAAUAGCAAUAUGUAAGAACUGA